Messenger RNA from Elaeis guineensis (African oil palm), 1714 nucleotides. NCBI's taxonomy places the organism in Eukaryota, Viridiplantae, Streptophyta, Magnoliopsida, Arecales, Arecaceae. The record is from RefSeq and is a predicted model, not a curated record.
CUUGAUCUCACCACUGUAUAUUGGGACGCGAGGAAGAAAUGGAGGGCGAAGAAGAAUUCGGAGCUCAGAGAGAGAGAGAGAUGUCGUCCUCUUCGUCAUCGGCAGCCAAGGCCACCAUCAGCAACCGGACCGCUUUCGAGAUCCUCUCCAGGCUGCCGGAGAAGUCCGUCCUCCGAUUCAAGUGUGUCUGCAGGCAGUGGCUCGCCCUGGCCUCCGAUCCUCUCUUCCUCGACGCCCACACCCGCCGCAACCCCCUCACCGUCUCCGGCUUCCUCAUCCAUGAAAUCGGAUCGGGCCGCCUCUCCUCCUACUCCGUCGACGGCGGCGCCUCGGCAGUCCUCCCCGACCCCUCACUCUCCUACCUCGACCACCUAUUCGCUGAAAGCUGUGGCUUCGCGGUCUGCCAGUCGUGCAACGGCCUGCUUCUCUGCAGAAGCCGCUCGCCGCUUCUGUCGUCGAGCCAAUUCCUCGUCAAUCCCACCACCAUGCAGUACAGGCAAAUCCCCAACCCUCCGACUGACGUAUAUCCAUUCAAAUACCAGUUCAUGCUUGCUUUCGAUCCUUCCACAUCCCUCCGGUAUCGAAUUGCCUGCCUCUGCUCCAACAACACGCCCCCUGCGUUCGAUCUCGGAGCUCCUCCGUUUCACGUCGAGAUAUACUCGUCGGAAACCGGUGCAUGGGAGCUCUCGAGGGUGCUUGUGCCGGGCGGUAGAAUUACUCAGAAUGGUGUUUACUGGAAUGCCGCACUGAACUGGGUCACCGAAAAUGGUCUCCUUGUCUCCUUUGAUGUUGACCGGCAACUGGUGAGGACCAUCCGCCUGCCGCUACGGGAUCCCUGCGGCGUGAUGCUUUACCUCGGAGAGUCUCGCGGCCACCUGCACUUGAUUGAGACUGCGGCCAACGUUGGUAGAGGUAAUUUUAACUGGCUGCAUUUUUAUGUUUUUGAGAUGCGAAAAGACAAUGCGAGCUGGUCAACAUUAUACAAUGUUGAUCUCAAUGAUGUGAGGGCUGAGUACCCUCAGACUAAGGCGCCGCCUCCUGAUAGGAUUUCUCUUGGGAUAUUAUCGGACUUGGGUAUCUACGCAGUUCCUGUGUUUUUUGCUCGAGGAGGAGAAGGGGAAGAUAACGAGCUGUAUUUUACCUAUCCCCCGAAUAUUUUCUGUUGUAACUUUGGAGAUAGGACCUUCUACAAAAUUUGUGCCAUGAAGCCGUGCGCCCCAACGAGUCUGCUCAAUUUACCCAUGACCAUCCACUUCUUCCCAUUUGCUCACAGUCUCUUCUCUCCACGAUCUCCGUCAGUUUGGUUAGUUGAUUCUCAGAUAUCGAUACGUUCGGCGGUAUCCUGGAUUGUCAACUUCAUACAUUUUGGAUACUUGUGUUGAGGAAACUACUUACACUUUGGUUUACAUAGACUGGUGUCCUUUUUUCGCCUUCUGUUUUCUUUUUUGUAAGUUUCAGCUACUAUCUCAUGGAGAACUAGUUACAUGAUUGGCAUUCUGAGCAGCUUACAUGGAAUUUCUGAUGUCUGCUAUCUUGCUGAAAGUUUGUUGUUUCUGUCUCAAAUGUUCAUGUGCACUUAGCUCUUGCGCGAUUUUACGGGCUCAUAUCAUGAUUCAUAAUUCAUCUUUACUGAGAUUUUAUUGUAUGUUAGUGAUCUUGAUAGAACUGAUCAUGGAAAAAUCACAAGGGGAAAAUGAAGUGUGGAAAAAAUCUA